AGUAACAGCUGUAAUAAACCUUAUUAGCUUGCUAAACCACAUGUGCACCUAAUUAGAGGAACAAUUGACCAAUUAGGAAGGAAGUAAAAAAUCCCCAAAUAAUGAUUAACCCAGCAACAACCAAGCAUUGUUGACAACAUCAAUAAAUCAUCAACGACAACCGGAUCGGAAGAUCCAUCUUCAGUUUUCAAUACCUUGCAACCCCAAUAUACUCGUUGACUUUUGUCUAUCCCAAUUGUCUUUUGUUGUCUUCAGAUGUCUACCCGGCACAACUUCAUUCGUUUAGUUGUAAACGUCUCCAACUACUACAUUGACACCAUUACUUAAUUAACCAUACAAAAGCAUAACUUACAUAUUUCGUACCUUAGGUAUCCAAGAAAAUCGGGGUACAUAUUAAUACUUGUCGUGUUCUUCGUCAUUGUCUCGUGUUCGCAACAAUAAACAUUGCUUCUCAAGGACUUGAGCGAGCGAUACCUGGAUUGGAUUACCUGAUCGUAUUUCACAUACACACACACAUCCAAGACUAAUUUCUCACCCAAACUUUCCAGAUGAGAACUCAUCAUACCUCACAUCUACAAUGGCAGAAGUAAAUAAAAAAAGCCAUACAGUAUCGCAGGGCCAGACGAUACCAUCGGGCCGGUCAACAUGGUGGGGUAGACUUCAGCAACGCUUCCCUCUUUUGCAGAGAAAAAGGGGCAAGGCUCUCCUGAUUGGGCUCAUACUCCUUCCACUUCUCGCCUUGCUUGGCCUCCUCGCUUUGCGAAAUAGGCAUGGGGUUAGCAGUGCAGGGGUUGGAGGAGCUGUAAGCGACCAAGACGUGAUUAGGGAUGACACGUACUUUUAUGGCCAGUCUGAACCGGUAUAUCCUGCUCCGGCAAUGACCGGGGCGGGAGCAUGGUCCGAUGCCUACAACAAAGCUGUCGACUUUGUCAGGCAGCUCACUAUCGAAGAGAAGGUCAACCUUGCAUCAGGCAUUUCUUCAUCGACGGGUAGCUCAGGCACAAUCAAUGGUUGCUCUGGUAAUAUUGAUGGCAUUCCCAGAAUGAACUUCACCGGAUUCUGUCUCAACGAUGCUGGCCAGGGUGUCCGAGGUACGGAUUUCGUUUCCGGGUUUCCGAGUGGUAUUCAUGUUGCUGCCAGCUGGAACAAAGAUCUUGCCCGAAGUCGUGCAGAGAGUUUGGGUCUUGAAUUCCGUGUAAAAGGGGUCAACAUCCACCUCGGACCAGUAGUGGGUCCGGCUGGACGAAUAGCACGCGGCGGCCGCAACUGGGAAGGCUUUUCUCCCGACCCCUAUUUGUCCGGCAUGCUCGUCUCCGAGACGGUAUCGGGCAUCCAGUCCCAGGGCGUUAUAACUAGCACCAAGCACUUCAUUGGGAACGAACAAGAGACCAAUCGGCAACCGACCGGCGAUGUCGAGGCUGUCUCGUCCAACAUCGAUGACAAAACCAUGCACGAGCUUUAUUUAUGGCCAUUCCAGGACGCUGUCAAAGCCGGGACAGCCAAUAUCAUGUGCUCGUACAAUCGCGUAAACAACUCAUAUGCGUGUGCAAACAGCAAGACCCAGAAUGGCCUCCUCAAAACCGAGCUGGGAUUUCAGGGGGCUAUUACUUCCGAUUGGGGUGCUUUGCACGCUGGAGUUGCGUCGGCAACUGCUGGAAUGGACAUGGUCAUGCCAAACUCCGAGCUUUGGGGAGAUAGAUUGGUAGAAGCAGUUAGGAAUGGAUCUGUGAGCGAGGACCGCCUAACUGAUAUGGCAACCCGAAUUAUGGCUGGAUGGUAUCGGGUCGGACAAGACCAAGACUUUCCAGAGCCCGGAGUCGGCAUGCCCGCAGAUCUUACUAUACCGCACGCUAUUGUCGAUGCACGAAACACUUCGUCUCAAAGGGUUCUAUUAGAUGGCGCUAUCGAGGGCCAUGUUCUGUUGAAGAAUGUCAACAAUGCCCUUCCGCUUAGAAGCCCAAGAGUCCUCUCUGUCUUUGGAUAUUCGGCGAGGAGCCCCGACCAAUGGAACUACCAAUCUAAUGGAGGUGUAGCCGCGUGGACCUUUGGGGGCGAGUCAUCUUAUCUCGGGCGUGAUACACAAGCCGGAUUUUCAGGUCAUUACUACGAAGAUUUCUCGGACAUUGCUCCGAACGGAACCAUUAUCUGCGGUGGAGGUUCGGGUGCCGUGACGCCUGCUAUUAUCAGUUCGCCAUUCGACGCCUUGAAUGCUCGCGCAUUUGACGACCGCACACAAAUAUUCUGGGACUUCUUCAGCCCUGACCCAGAUGUCGCUGGCACGUCAGACGCGUGCCUCGUCAUCGUCAACGCGUUUGCGAGUGAAGGGUACGACCGUCCGGGAUUACGGGAUGAAUUUACUGAUGGCUUGAUCCGCCACGUGGCUGAUCGAUGUAACAAUACCAUCGUGAUUUUUCACAACGCUGGAGCACGAUUAGUAGACCAGUGGAUCGAUCACCCAAAUGUGACAGCGUUGAUAUUUGCGCACCUACCUGGCGAGGCUUCGGGCCGUGCCCUCGUCUCCUUAUUAUACGGGGAUUCAAGUCCGUCCGGCAAGUUACCGUACACGGUAGCUAGGAACGAGUCUGAUUACGAUCACCUAGGAGGGCCGGACCUACCAGAGGGCCAGUUUGAGCGGUUCCCACAGUCGAAUUUCAGUGUCGAAGGCGUAUAUAUAGACUACCGGCACUUCGAUGCUAGGAAUAUUACGCCACGGUACGAGUUUGGCUUCGGACUCAGCUAUACGACGUUUAAUUAUUCAAGCUUGCAGAUUGCGAAGCGGGAUGGCGCUAAUACGGAUGCCUAUCCGACAGGGGCUAUCCAGGAGGGCGGGCAGGUUGACCUGUGGGAUGUGGUGGCGACCGUUAGCGCCAAUAUCCAAAAUGUAGGUGAAACCGAUGGCGCCGAGAUUGCGCAGCUGUAUGUUGGGAUACCGAACGCGCCGGCCAAGCAGCUCCGGGGGUUUGAAAAGCCAUUCCUCAACGCGACAAGGUCGGCUACAGUAUCGUUCGACCUGACUAGGCGAGACCUGAGCAUCUGGGAUGUGGUCGCGCAAAAGUGGCUCCUGCAGCCCGGCGAAUACGGGGUAUUUGUCGGAGGAAGCAGUCGUGAUUUGCCGCUGCAGGGUACCUUGAGCAUAUAAUAAUGAAGAAGGUGGAUAUGGAUAAUGAUAAUGGUGGGUAUGGGACAUGAGGCGAAUGAGAAGAUCUGCCGACGUGCUAGAGUGAGCAGGGAAGGAAAAACGGCAGCUAAACGUCUUAUGACAAGGUUAUGACGAAUGCGUCCACGUACAUACACGUACGUUCUAGCAGUGGCUUGGGAGCGAAGCCUUACGUUGAUGCUUCUGUAUUGCUUGCCUGCUAACUACUACUGGGUAGGUAUCAUGGUAGGAGCAAUGGAGCAUACCUACCUGGGUACAUACCUACCUAUCUAGUGUUAGCCAGAACUUUUUAUACGCUCCACGAUGGUAUGAUGGGGACUUUGCAGUGGGGUUAUGGAGACGACUUUGUGCAACUGCUAUGUACCUAGGGUAGGGACUAAUAGCUUAGUUCG
Molecule: messenger RNA, 3549 nt
Organism: Hypoxylon fragiforme
Lineage: Eukaryota; Fungi; Ascomycota; Sordariomycetes; Xylariales; Hypoxylaceae
Product: glycoside hydrolase family 3 protein
Exons: 5
Coding region: 578-3139 (853 amino acids)
Biological process (GO): glucan catabolic process
Molecular function (GO): beta-glucosidase activity
Source: RefSeq, a predicted model, not a curated record